AUGUCUAACGCACCACCACCACCUUCGAAACUCGGAGAGUACAGAGUCCUCUCCUCUCGUGCUGGCGUGCAUGUCUCCCCCCUUCAGCUCGGUGCGAUGAGCAUCGGUGAAAAGUGGGCGGACAAAGGCAUGGGCUCCAUGGACAAAGCAAGCAGUCUCAAGCUCCUGGAUACCUACUUUGACCUGGGUGGCAAUUUCAUCGAUACCGCCUGCGGCUACCAAGACGAAACAUCAGAGAUGUUCAUUGGUGAAUGGGCCGAGCAGAGGGGAAUCCGCGAUCAGCUCGUUAUCGCAACCAAGUACAGCGCGCCUUACAAAACGACGGACAAUAAAAUCGACAUCAAGAUCAACUACAACGGUAACUCAGUCAAGAACCUUCACGUAUGCGUCGAGGCGAGCUUGAAGAAGUUGCGUACAACGUACAUCGACAUCCUUUAUGUCCAUUUCUGGGACUACGCCACCUCCGUCGAAGAAGUCAUGGAUGGUCUUCACCAUCUCGUGGCGCAGGGCAAGGUCUUGUAUCUGGGAAUCUCGGAUGCCCCUGCGUGGGUCGUCAUGAAGGCAAAUCAAUACGCACGAUACAACGGUAAAACCCCCUUCGUCAUCUAUCAAGGCGCCUGGAACGUUAUUUCGCGGGAUUUCGAGCGGGACAUAAUCCCCAUGGCUCGGGAUGAAGGAAUGGCUCUAGCUCCAUGGAACGUCCUGGCUCAGGGUAGACUUCGUUCCGAUGAGGAAGAACGGAAGCGACAAGAGUCGGGAGAAGGGGGCAGGACUUUCUACGUUGCUGGUGGCAAGUGGACGCGAUCAGAAGUAGAAAUCAAGGCCUCCCAUGCAUUGGAGAAAGUGGCCAAGGAGGUUGGCACCGAACAUGUCUCUGCUGUUGCCAUCGCGUAUGUGAUGCAGAAGACUCCCUUCGUCUUCCCAGUCAUCGGCGGUCGGAAGGUUGAGCACCUCAAAGCCAACAUCGAAGCUCUCAAUAUCGCGUUAAGCAAGGAUCAAAUUGAAUACUUGGAGAGCAUUGUUCCCUUUGAUCCUGGCUUCCCACAUAACAUGAUCGGUGAUGGCACUGACUAUAAUGCCUACCUUCGUCAGGCCGGUAACUACGUCAAGCAACCCGUCCUACAACCAAUUAUCCCUUCGAAGAAUUAG
Messenger RNA from Pleurotus ostreatus (oyster mushroom), 1149 nucleotides. RefSeq lists its product as uncharacterized. The transcript has 7 exons. Lineage: Eukaryota; Fungi; Basidiomycota; Agaricomycetes; Agaricales; Pleurotaceae. The coding region runs from base 1 to 1149 and encodes 382 amino acids. The record is from RefSeq and is a predicted model, not a curated record.